Scheffersomyces stipitis CBS 6054 is the source of this 1746-nucleotide messenger RNA. RefSeq names its product maltose permease (gene MAL1). The transcript has a single exon. Bases 1 to 1746 code for a protein of 581 amino acids. Lineage: Eukaryota; Fungi; Ascomycota; Pichiomycetes; Serinales; Debaryomycetaceae. The record is from RefSeq and is a predicted model, not a curated record. Gene Ontology annotation, molecular function: carbohydrate:proton symporter activity. Gene Ontology annotation, cellular component: membrane. Gene Ontology annotation, biological process: transmembrane transport; carbohydrate transport.
AUGGUUACUGAAUACGUCGAAGACGUAAAGAAUCCCGAGAAGACUAUUGCAGUCGACUCCAUCACCAAGAAGACCACCGAUGAUUCCUCGUUGAACUCGGUCGACGACUAUGUCGCCAGAUUCUUGGAUAUGUCCAACGAAGCUAGAGACAAUGAUCACAAGGAAAAGGUCAUGCCUCUUAGAGAAGGUUUGAAGACUUUCCCCAAGGCUGUCAUGUGGUCCAUUAUUCUUUCCACUGCCUUGGUUAUGGAAGGUUAUGAUACUAACCUUUUGAAUUCUUUGUUCGGUUUCCAAGCCUUCAACAAAAAGUUUGGUCACUUUGAUGAACGUCUCAAUGUAUACAUCAUUGAAGCUAGAUGGCAAACUGGUUUGAAUAUGGGUUACAACUGUGGUUGUGUUAUUGGUCUUGCUAUUGCUGGUUUUAUUGCUGAUAUCUAUGGUUAUAGAAGAACCUUGAUGACUGCUUUGGCUACUUCUGUUGGUUUGAUUUUCCUUCAAUUCUUUGCUCCAAACAAGGAGGUCUUAUUGCUUGCUUACGUUCUUUUGGGUAUUAACUGGGGUUCUUAUCAGACUUUGACUGUGACAUAUGCUUCUGAAGUUGCUCCGACGACUCUUCGAGUGUAUCUUACUACUUAUGUUAAUGUUUGUUGGGUUUUCGGUCAGUUGAUUUCUUCGGGUGUUCUUAAGGGUGUUACUAGUAUGGCAGAAACCCCUAAUUCUUACAGAAUUCCUUUUGCUGUCCAAUGGGUUUGGCCAAUUCCUUUGUUCAUUGGUGUCUAUUUGGCUCCGGAAUCGCCUUGGUUCUUGGUUAAGCGUGGUAGAGACGAAGAAGCCAAACGCUCCUUGAAGAGACUUUUAUCGGAAAACUCACACAUGCCAGACAAAGAUGUUUUGGCUCAAGCUAUGUUGGCCAAGAUUCAAAUGACCGUUCAGGAAGAAGACACUGCAGAUGCUGGUACAUUCAGAGACUGUUUCAGAGGUACCAACUUCAGAAGAACUAGAAUCGCUGCCUUCACUUGGUUGUUCCAAAGUAUCACUGGUUCUUCUUUGAUGGGUUACUCAACUAUUUUCUACCAGCAAGCUGGUUUGGCUGUUAGCAUGUCGUUCACCUUCUCCAUUAUCCAAUACUGUUUAGGUAUCAUCGGAACUGUAGGUUCCUGGUUCGUUUCUCAAAAGGUGGGUAGAAGACCUAUCUACUUUUUUGGUCUUUGCACCAUGUUUGUUCUUUUGAUUUUGGUCGGUGGUUUGGGAGUUGCUAACACCACUGGUGCUAAGUGGGGUAUUGGUACGCUCUUGUUGAUCUUUACCUUUGUCUAUGACUUGACUGUUGGGCCAAUGUGUUACUGUAUUGUCGCCGAAAUUCCAUCAUCGAAGUUGCGUACCAAGACUGUCAUGCUUUCCAGAAACAUGUACAAUGUUGCCAACAUUAUUGUUGGUGUGGUUACUCCAUACAUGUUGAGUCCAACCGCUUGGGACUGGAAAGCCAAGACUGGUUUCUUCUGGGCUGGAUUCUCCCUCCUUGGUUCUAUUUGGGUUUACUUCGAAUUACCAGAAACUAGAAACAGAACCUACGCAGAAUUGGAUAUCUUGUUCCAAGAUAAGGUUCCAGCUAGAAAGUUCAAGACGACUGAAGUUGAAGUCUUUGAUGCUGGCAAGUUGAUGGAAAGAUAUGGUGAAAGAGGAAUCAAGCAAUUUGUCGAGCAUGUCGACAAGGCUGAAGAAGAAGAAAUCUUUGAAAAGGCUUAG